AAACUUAUUCUCUCCAGCCAGAGUCUCCAGAGCAGCAGUCCCUUCUCCACCACCAUCAACGGAGGACCAUCCACCCUUCCUUCUCCCGUAAUGUCACUUCUUACCACUCACUCACCCAGCCGAGUAAUACCUGUCCCGUCUCACCCCACUCUCUCCUCGGUCCUACUCUCCCCUCUGGGGUCGUCUCACGCCAGGCCCAACUACGAGUCAUAAGUUCGCCGAAAUUACAUUACCCCAAAAAGUUCGUUUUUUAAGGGAACAAUAACAGUAAAAAAUUAUUACCACGACGAGAUACACUAUCCGAGUCAUUUAAUUAGCGACAACGAAAGCAAUAAAGCAAUUACAGAGAACGACAGCAAUAAACAAAAUUAUUUAUAAAAAGUCAUAAAAUAAAUUAGCAUUAAGAUAUAACGACACUUAUUACACUUAACUUCUUGUCAGCAAUAAGCAACACAUAAAUACACCACACACACUUAUACACUCAGCAAUAAGCGCAAUUUCCACGCAAUAUUUGUGAUCAGUAUGAAAUUAUCUAUGAUUCUGGUGGAAAACAAUGAAUUAGUCUUAAACUGUGAAUAUGUCCGAGAUAAGAUAGAUUAGCUCUGUACAAGGAUUGAAAAUACGUGCCCAGUAAACUGAGAGGAUGAAGUGAGUCUCACCUCCUUUCACUCGUUAUGUUUGGUCAUGUACUGUAAAAUGUGAGCGUGUUUGAGAACUCGAGACAAAAUGUGAAAACCUUUUCCCUCAACUUUUUACCCCCUUCAGUUCAUUCUGUUUAAUUAACACACGACCACACUUCUCCAUUUUGCAACUUGUUGUCAUCCAUCAAUCUAUACGUAACGUUCACCUCCCAAUAUUUCUCCCACCAAACCGAAUCUAGUUACCUUUGGUUAUAGUCAAUCGCAUUCUAAACAUUCCACACUUUUUCCUAGUCAGGAUAAUAAUAAAACUAAGCAAUUCAGUCAACAUGCCACGUUGUCUCAUGGCAAAAAAGUGGAAGUCUCUCGCGUAUGAAAAGUCACAGUCGGAAGAAGCUGCAAAUCUCAACAACAACAACAACCAUUACCACCAUGUCCCCAAGAAACUCAAAUUUUGCCAUGCCCACAUUGACAGUGAGCAGAAUAAUAACAAUACGACGACGGUGGCGAACAACAACAACAGCUCCUCCUCGUCCGUGAUCAUCAAGGGGAAGAAGGUGGGCAGGGAUUGUACGUGGGGACCUGCGAGCCCCACCGAAGGGACAACUGCACCCUCGCCACCUCCCGCGCCCGCAUGGCUACCCGCGCCCACAGCGGGCAAGGUCACAGUUCUCUUCAACGGCUAUCUGCAGGAUUCUCCACCACCCUCGAACUCAUCCUGCUCUUCCCAUGACGACCAAGAUCGCAACACAUCGUCCCCCACGCACCACGUCAUUGUGUCUUCAGCAGAGGGAUCGUCCACGCCCCCGACAAGGCACACGUCUGUAAUUCGCAGUGCACCCCGGUCAUCAUCGGGGACGACCAUCACCAUCCCGCAGUAUUCUUACCCACCUACCCCAACCACACCCACGUCUCGGUUUCACCACAACUACCCAGAAGGUUGUAUUCCACCUCCGAAGAAGAGAGAGUUGUACAGAUGGAAAUAUCUCCCUUUCAGACCAUACUGCCUACCAGAAUCCAUUGAAGCCGUGGCACAAGAGAAGAGACGCUUGCAAAACGUGUGCUCUUCCCUCUUUGAAAGAAAACCUGAAGAUCUUACAACUGCCCAUGCUAUUCUCGACUUGUCCACUUCGCAUCUCAAUUUGCCACCCCCACCACCUCUAAUCUCUGCCCCAGCAGCUCCCUGUCACCCAAGUCAUCAAGCCCAACCACCACCACUGAUUCAUUCCACUUCCCCACCAACCACCACCACCAUCAUCACCACACCCACAGCCACCAAUCAUGGUGCCGGUAAUAAUAGUAAUAACAACAAUUCCUCGUCUGAGCAAAACCUCAACUUUCCACUCGCCACAGUGGACACGAACAAACAGGGGAAAGGAACGAAAAAUAGCAAAUCCGACAAGAAAAAGGCUGCCAACAAGAAGGAGAGCAAAUCUGCUGCUGGGUCUGCGACCACCAUCACCACAGCCUCAUCUUCCACCAACACCCCCACACCCACAGCCACGAAAACUAUUGCCUACACGUACGAAGCGUUCUUUAUCUCGGACGGAAGGUCCAAGAAGAAACAACAGCAACAACAACAGCUAAACAACGCCAAUCCUCCUGGCAGCUCGUCAGCAUCGGCAACCUCGUCGUCCUCGUCCCCAAAGGAAAACGCCAGCUUAUCCCCAGCAACUCCUGUGAAGUUGAACGGCAGUCGCACUAACAGCGCCAACAACAACAACAACGCCGACCUGUGCUCGGACUCGGAAGGGGACACGUUGUCCCUCUCUUCGGGUGUGAGUGGGGGUGUCCACUCGUCAUCUCCAGGGGAUGAAAUCGGACUACUUGGUCCCAAGGAAAAGUCACGCUACACGUGCUCGGAUUGUGGCAAAAACUAUGCGACAUCCUCCAACCUUUCUCGUCACAAACAAACCCAUCGUUCCCUCGACUCACAAGCAGCAAAAAGGUGUCCGACGUGUGGAAAGGCGUACGUAAGCAUGCCUGCCUUGGCCAUGCACAUUCUCACCCACAAUCUUAAUCAUAAGUGUGAUGUGUGCGGAAAAUCCUUCUCCAGACCGUGGUUGCUACAGGGUCAUAUGCGGAGUCACACGGGGGAAAAGCCCUACGGCUGCGCCCACUGUGGAAAGGCCUUUGCGGAUCGCUCCAACCUCCGCGCUCACAUGCAGACACACUCUGCCGCAAAGAACUACGAGUGCAAGCGAUGUCACAAAUCAUUCGCGCUGAAAUCAUACCUGAACAAACAUUACGACUCUGCCUGUUUCAAAGAAGAGAUUGAGGAAGGAGAGGUGGCCACUUUCCACUGUGACAGUGACAUGGAGGACGACGACGAUGACACCCGGAUCAACAUUGAUGACGACGAAGAUGACGAGGAGAACGAGACUGGGGAAGGAAUAAGAGAAUGCAGUAUUGCUCCGGAACCUGAGGUGGAGGUGGAGGUGGAAAUGACCAGCUAAACAACGUUUGUCGGCAAGAGAUGGGGAUUACAUAUACGUAGCGUUCCUUUAGCGGUGGUGGGUGUGGUCUCCUGCUGCACUUGACUUGAAUCCCUCUCUCUCUCUCUCUCUGCCCCUCUCACUCACUCCCUCACACAUCCAACUACGAGUGGGAAUGAACAUCAAAACUUUGUCCCGACAGCAACUUUAUUACUUUCACUUUAGUCAACUUUACCAACUUUCUUCUAUUCAGGAAGAUUACAUUACUCAAUCUGAGAGGUCGGCUGGCGAAUCGGCGGUGUAGCUGUACUCGAUUGAUGCAGCAAACCAACCGACUUGGCUAAACCUUAGCUGAUGACGAUGAUGAAGCAACAACUAUUCCAACAUUUUGUCCGAGCGCAGCAGAGGAUUAGCAGAAAUCAGUCAUUUCCAGCCAGAAACACCCCCAGCGAGGCUCCCUCUUCAAUGAGUUGAUUCGUAAGAAAUUUAACCUUCUGGUCACCUAAACCUAACUACUUGCAUAGCGUAUGAAAACCUCGAUUAUUCCUCAUCUUCAACUGGUGUGCAUGUACAUUGUCUUUUGCAUAAUAGUAAAAAUAUAAUAUUCCAUUUACGAGGAAAGAAGUCAUUUGCGCUGCCCAGCAGACAGUGCAUAUUCCAUUCGAAUGGAAACGAGUCCAUUGCGGCGAAUAAAUAUUUUUUUAAGUUAGUCAACAUUACAUGGUUAUUUUAUAGGAAUUUUUAAUUUAGAUUGUUGUUUUAGCAUAACGUCGGACGUAUUUUAAGUUCAUUUCCUCACGAGGACGGGUAAAAUAAGCCAGAACUUGGUUUCAGUUUGAGCAAGUGCAUGCAUACGCGAGGUGGCAUAAUAUGUAGAAUAUGCCUCAAAAUCUAGCAAUCAUCCAACCACCAUUAAAUGGUCCCCUGAAGUAAUGGUGUUUGCCAUUUCGCAACCCAUAAACUCGGCAAACGGACCAUGUCUGCCGUACUGCGUUGGAUUGAACCAACAACAAACAGCAAUUACAAAACCGGAGCGAUUAGAUUGGCGUAAAUUUAGACUCGAUUAUAAUUAUCCUAAUAAAUUGGGUCGUGAUAUAAGAAAUGUAGUCUUUUGCACCACGAAAUAACAAACUCCCACUGCUGAUACUGUAUGAUUAAUAUUAAUUCCAUAACUCCGUCUGCUCUUGACACUUUGAUUACUCCAAAUGCCCACAAUCAUCCAUCCCACCACCAACCAACCCGGCUGCUAAUUGCCCAUUUCCUCUGAUUUAUUAGAAGAGCCCACCCUUUGCAAUUAUCUUUCCUUCCUUGCAUGCAUCCUACACCCGACAUGGAAUUUAAACAUAAAUAAAUAAUAGAAAUAUUUGCCAAUUUGUGCGGAUGCGUCGUUAACGAACGUUGAAAUGAAAUGCAUAGAAAACCAUUUUUGGUGGAAAUUUAUCAUUUCAAAAGUCAUUUUGCAACACACAAUGAGAAUUCCAUUUAACGUAAGCAAUAACUACUUGGCGUUCAACGAAAGCAAUAAAGUCGCCAAAUGUGCAGCGUUUCGUCCACAACGAAUAAAACUUACCCUCUAAGCUCUACUAGCAUUGGUAGGAAACUUGAACAUAUCACACAGCAACUUAGCAAUACGAAGCAAUAAAAUAUAUUAUAAUAGAGAUUUUAUUAUUAUACUAUAGAUAAAUUAAACUACUAAUUACACCAUUAAAUUAGACUAUUAACUAAAUGCGUAAGUUACGGAGAAAGCAAGAAGAAGGGAGUGAAAGCUCUAGUCAAAACUAGUAUGCGAAAUGGAAAUGUGCAGCAUUUUUAAAGGAAAAUUUACACAUUGUUACUAAGCAUUUCUUCAUCUUAUGUCCUUGCGUUUUCUGCCUGUUGCACCCAGUAAUGAUGCCGAGUGGGAAAAUGCACUUCAUUUUAUUUGCCUUAUUUUCCAACGGGUUCGCCACGGUUCGUUACCCACAUCUCUUUGCAUCAUCCCUUUGUUCUCUCUUUAGGCUGUGGUGAAAGGUCCCUUUGAACUUUCUCCACACACGAGGCUCCACUCCAAUCAAUUAUUUAUUUCUAAGCAACAAUAUGUGUCCUCCACCUCUCUCUCUCUCGGUGCCAUCUCCUCACCAUUUUUUCACCUCCCCCGUAAAUUUAGAGGGUGCAACGAGGCGGGAUAAUUCCUGCUAUUUGUUAUUCCAUUUUCAUACUCAUCUCGUAAGGGAGGACAAAUGAAGGACCUUUUUGGCACCACUGUGCUGUUUGCAUUUAUUUUUCACUCGCUCCCAUUUUGUGUGAAGGUGAAAUAAGUAAAAUUGUUGAUUGUGGCGUGUCGGCAUUUUUAUGUUGUUUUUCUUUUCCUUUUAUCAAGGAUAUGAGCGAGUGCAUGAGGGUUGUUGUUUCACUGAUGCGAAUUCCAGAUAAAGCAGCGUGCAUACAUUUCCAGAAUUUCACAUUUUGUGUAGACGGAGAAAGAUAGUGGUAAAAUCGAUGUAGUUGAAAUAUUUUUCGCCUCCAGUCUAAAACUGAGCGACUCGUCGUCGUCGUCGUCGUCGGCUAGUGUUGGUGGUGGCUGUGUACAAUAUGCAUAUGUAGCUACAUACAUACGUACGUAAAUGUGACUACCGUGAAAGUGGUGGGGUGCCAUACACUUGCAUGCCGGAGUACCGCAGAAGGGAAAAGGGGUGUGCAGUGCUAGUUUAGUUUUUACCAUUGCUAACUAACCGACUGCUCCAAGUAACUCACACAUAAUUCACUUAAUGGCCAAGUGUCUACGUUAAUUGCACCGCAGUUAAAUUAAGUCCCUUUAUAUGCCUAAUAAAAAGAGAAUAUACGUAUGUAUAACGACACGUGAGGCACAAACAUUCCAUUAGACAGCCUGCACACACAUUUUGCCGUCUUCUUCCGAGGAAAUCUAGCAAUAAAAUCCAAUUAAUUAUUGUGCUAAUAAAGAUAGCGUAAAGAAAUGUAGCGUAGGUAGGCAGGUAGGUAGGAAGAAAGGUAUGAAGGUAAAUCAUAACCAAAUUACCAAUCAUUGAUAUUACACCAGAACCACCCGUGGUUUAUCAAAACUGGCAAAUUUAUGGCCUUCUUUGUACUUAAAAGAGAAAACACAGUUUUUCACUUAUUCCUGUACAAAUUUAACAACCUCUUCGUAACUGAAUAAUCUAUCAAACAACUUUAUCUUUACUAGAUACUAUUAACACACAAUCUGCUUUCUCUCUAGAUUUGGGCAUCUUUCGCUCUCUCUCUUUCUCUCUCUUUCUCUGUCUCUCUUCGUAUUCUAACUCUUUCUAAGUGUAUCAUGUACGUAGCAAUCUCAAAGUGCCCCUUUCAUUGUCUCCCAUUUUCUUACCGCUGUCUGGGAAUCUUUAAAAUCUGUCGGUCGCUUCCUCUGUCUUUAUGAAUCUCUGACGAUACUUUCUCGUAGUCUGUGUUUGUCUGUGUACCAACGGGUCGGCAUCUUCUGAAUGCGCUUCUUCCUCUUCUUGACUCGUUCUCUUCGUAGCUCUGUUCUCUACUUCCGCUCCCCUUCCACCAUUUAAAAAUCGUGGUGUCCUUCACACCACGGCCUCUCUUCUCUUUCUCUCUAUUUCUGCACUUUCUCUCAGCUUUCUCGCUCUUAUGAACCUCAAGUCUAAACUCUUAUUCCACUAAAACUCGCUACUGCUCCGCGGUAUCACUGCUUAAUGGCCCAGCUCCUACUAGAUGACUUUCUCUUUCUUUCUAACAAACUCACUCGUCUAAAAACUAACAAGUAUUUCUAUAAAAAAAAGUUUCCUCAAACUAACCAACCAUGCGAUUCCUCUAAAGUAUUAAAAGCGUAGGGCUUGUCUGUAUAGAAACUUUUCUCAUAAUCUCGAAAACAAGGACAAUUUGAUGAUGAUGAUCAACUGUUGAGUCUCUGGGUUUUAAUUUCUCAGGAUUAUACCACAAUUUGCGGGGAUUACCCUUCUUACUUUGAAUAGGAUUUUCCACCAGUGACGGGUGGGAAGGGCAGAGGCAGCAACGUGUACACUCAUCCCCGCUCCUGCUGCUGGAUUAUUGUCUUUCCAUUCGAUAUUAUCUAGCAAACUGUUUAAUAUUCCUGCAGCAAUGUCCUCGCCGAGAAAACCACAGGGCCGACUCAAACCAACAGGCUGUUGUUGUUUACUUCAUUAAUGCGAACGUCCAAAACUUAUAUUUCGUAUCGUAAUAGUCAAUAAUACGGGUAAAACUAAUUAUAACACACCUAAUAAAUAAAUAAAGGUAAUAAAUAUAUUGAGUAGGAAUAUGUAUCUCUGUUAGUAUGUGACACCAUUCGAAGGUUCCUCAUGUGCCCAACGAAUUGUCGACAACUUUCUCUGAUCUCAGUAAAUUAGAUGACAGCUACGUGUGAGAUGAAACGGGGGGAUUUUCUAAAAAUGGGACAAACCUGUUACUCUGCUGCAGCUCUGUCAGUAGAUUAGGAUAAGAAGCACGUCACAAAAUUAAAGUUACAGGUUGAUAAUUACCCUCCCACAAAUUAUUCUGAAUUGAGUCAUUAUCAGUUUAGUAAUUCAUGCAUCAGGAAUAAAGCUACAUGGCUGCGGAAUUCUGGCAGAAUUGCAAUUAGAGGUGUGCAUGCGGCUGGGGCUUGCUAACUCAUUUUCUCGGUUUGCAUUUAUCCAUCCGGUCUUUUGAUUAUUGGACUGGAGUGACUUUAGUGGACGUGGAAUUGACAUGACUUCUCCGUUCUCCUCAUGGUCAUCUUUAAUUCAACGCCUUCAACCUGCCACUGCCACAAACAAAGUUGAAAGAGCUCGGUCUGUAUGGCUGUGCAUGCAACCUUUCACCUUUCCUUGCUUGCAUACAGAGCGAUGGGGAUGAUGAUGCAACCGUUCCGCUAUUUCUGGAUGCAAAUUAGAAAAUAUUGUUUUCCGGAAAACCCUGGUGGAAAACAAAAGUUCUUUUGCUAAGCUUUUGGAACAAAAAGUUCACAAUUUGAAAAACUAGCAAAAGUUGGACAUAGCAAAUAUUUAACGCUGGACAUUUUAUUGUUGUUACGGCUUUCUCUGUCUUGCCACCUGCUGUGCCACUGUAAAACUUUGUAUGUAAAUUGGGUGGCUAUGUUUUACUACUUUUCGUUACAAUCAGGUUACAUUACAUCAUCAACUAACAGCCACACCCAACAAAAGGGAUGAUCACAAAACGAGCAAUAAAUUGUUUAGGCUGCAUUUGUUAGAUGAGAUUUCAAACGCACUGCAAAGCAUAUUGUUUUAUAUAUCAGGCUUUCACUUCCGAUCGGUUUGGGAGAAUGUAUUUCAUUGGAAUUGUGUAGUUUUGCGGAUAUCCGAGAUUUUCCGUGAUUAUUGAUUCUUAUUGAUUUCGUGGGUUCGGUACUAAAAUAUUAAAUAUAGAAUGUGCAUAAAUUGGUCAGUAAUUUAGCAAUAAUUAAGAAAUCCACUAUACUUCCUCUGGAGCCAUACGGCGGACCAGCAUUAUAGCUAUUAUGAUAUGCAAGUUAGAUAAGAGAAAAAUAGCAUAACCAGACGACACACCUCAUUCUGCUGUAACUUAGGCAAUAAUUUGAAUCACAAUGUUAACAUUUAUCUGUACUGGUCAGUAAUACGACUAAAUACGACUACUAACUACUUCCAAAUAAUAGUAAUUUUUCUUAGUCUCGAAUUUCUAAGCUAGCAUUUUUGAAGUAUCCAGAUUUAAAAAUAGACUAGUUUCACUACCACCAGUACCAUCUAAAAACACAUUCUUUUAGUUUGGUCUGGAAGGAGUGGCAGUAACACACUUGAUGAACUAUGCAUUCACCUUUAGAAAUCUUCCUAUAAAAUCCCAUCAAAUAUUAAUUGGUUUGUGGGGCAGAGAAGGAAAAUAUUAAUUAAUUAUUUAUCUCUCGAUGUAUGUAACACUGUUGCAUAAUAACAAUUUAGCAUAACACAUAGUGCAUAAUAUACGCGACAUUGAUGUUUAAAAUCUCAAAUAUUUUAUGACUCAGAGAAGAAGGAGAAUAUUCACAAGCAAUAAAACGUAGGUAGGACCUACACCCAUGCACCAAGCAAUAAAUCAAACGAGCCACGCUGGCUCUGCCUGACUAUAUGAAACGGUCCUCUAAUUAACUAAUUAUUCCUAACUAUCUCAACAAAUAUAACAACGAUAGCAAUAAAAUUACGAUGUAAAUAUAACUUCAGCAAUAAAAUACUACUUCCUCAACUCCACAUCGAAAUGAAGGAACUUGUGUAACUCAAGCAAUAAUUAUUUAGGUGAAAGUAGUUAUACAAAUGGAUCGAUUUAUUUUACAGUUUCUGAACAUUACAUGCAUUUCACCACAGACGAUCCGCACAGGUUGGCAAAAUAUUUAUUCCUAAUGCAUAACCAAAAUUUCCACUCCUCGCUGCGUGUCCUUGCUCAAACACGGUUUCCGACAAACUGCUAAUCGACAUUUCCUUGUUUUGAUAAUUUACAUUGUCAAAAUUUAAUAUUAACACUGAGACAAACAAAAAUCAACUGGUCAUUCCAAAAGCAAAUAAUAAAUAACUCUGGUCCCGAUAUUACUGUUAGCAAACUUUUUGAAAAUCACACCAUGUCGUCGUAAUUUAGCAAUAACAAACAUUUAUUAUUAUAAUAAAGAUGAAGAAAUGGAAAACGAGCCCCAUUUCACUCAAUGUUUAAUUAAAAGUUGAAUGUGCAUUUAUUAUUUCUUGAUGUGCGCUUAAUGUCUAUUUCUUCACGUUGUUGUUAAAUGUUACAUUAAAAGGAUCAUGUUUAGUAUAUGAACAUAUAGACAGAAUAUACGUCCUUAGUCCAUAGUAAAAAUGUCAUAUUUCUACUGAAUGUAUGCGGUAGCUAAAAAACUAUAAAAAUAAUAAUCUCUCUACACCAUCACACACCAUCACUCUCUCAAUUCGGAACCCCAACUAAUCAAAAAAUUCUCUAGUUAUUAGGAUUAGAUUCAUCGUCUAUACUGUAUUAUGUACGUAGUGUAAAAUUAAAACACUGUAUUUGCUCAAACAAAAAUCAAUGGAAAAAUCAAAAUUAGUAAAAAAAAAAAUAAUCAGAGAAUUAAUUGGCAUCAAUCAAAAUAAAUAAAGACACUUUAAAUUUAGGCGUAGUACAACGCAAAUUACUAAAUAAUUCACUAAAUACUAAACAUGAGGAUGGUUAAUGGUAGUAGCAAAUAAGUAACAACAACAGCAGCAGCAAUAAAAAAGAACAAAAAUUAUUAUGGUGCGUGCAAGUUCGACUUGCCACAACGAAUCAAUAAUUGAUUGGCAUUUAUUCUAUUAAAAAUUGUGUCUAUAUAUGAAUGUGGCUUAAUGUAUAAACUUUUCGUGUGCAUCAUUUGUUCAAAACCUCAAAAUUUCCAUACAUAAUUCGAACUAUUGUAAACAAUUUAAUUAUUUCGCAAAUAUGAAUUGAAUACCUAGUCGAACACACUGGUCUAGUUUGGUAGAGUAGAACUGUGCGUAGAUGAUUGUUCCAGUAAAUAAAUACAUACAUACAAAAUUGACGUUAUCAUAGUGUUGAAUGUAAAGCUGUAAAUUAUAAACGUUGUUGAAUUAUUGUACUAUAAUGUUGUAAGUAUUUGUGUGUUGUUGUACUGUCCACUUAUUUUCUUAUGAUAAAUAAAAGUUUGGGUAAAAGUUUGA
Molecule: messenger RNA, 10683 nt
Organism: Folsomia candida
Lineage: Eukaryota; Metazoa; Arthropoda; Collembola; Entomobryomorpha; Isotomidae
Product: zinc finger and BTB domain-containing protein 44
Exons: 9
Coding region: 968-3094 (708 amino acids)
Biological process (GO): regulation of DNA-templated transcription
Molecular function (GO): RNA polymerase II cis-regulatory region sequence-specific DNA binding; DNA-binding transcription factor activity, RNA polymerase II-specific
Source: RefSeq, a predicted model, not a curated record